Messenger RNA from Frankliniella occidentalis (western flower thrips), 6544 nucleotides. It is a transcript of the gene rho-5, whose product is annotated as inactive rhomboid protein 1. Gene Ontology annotation, cellular component: endoplasmic reticulum membrane. Gene Ontology annotation, biological process: regulation of epidermal growth factor receptor signaling pathway; regulation of protein secretion. Gene Ontology annotation, molecular function: serine-type endopeptidase activity. Lineage: Eukaryota; Metazoa; Arthropoda; Insecta; Thysanoptera; Thripidae. The transcript is spliced from 18 exons. Bases 135 to 4247 code for a protein of 1370 amino acids. The record is from RefSeq and is a predicted model, not a curated record.
CGCCGCGGGCGUAGGGGCUGGAGCACGCCCCCACCACGCCCGGCCACAACAUCAGAUACAGAUGUCCUGACGGCGGCGUGCGGGGGCUAGGGCCGCACUCCGGGCCGCACACCGGGCCGCACGCGGCGGGCGGCAUGACGGCGGACGACGAGUACCGGUCGCUCCGCCUCGCGCCCCUCGGCCCCCUCGGCUCGCCGCUGCCCCCGCCGCCGGCGCCGGCCACGGAGCGGUACCACCAGACGCACGGGCAGCAUGGGCACGGCGCGUGGAGCGCCGGUGGGCUGCCCAACGGCCUGCCCAACGGUGUGCCCAACGGGUUGUCCAACGGCCUGCCCAACGGCCUUCCCAACGGCCUGCCCAACGGCAUGCCCAACGGCCUGGGCAUGGCGGCCCACGGCCACCACUCGCACACGCUGCCCCACCUGCACCACUAUGACCGCGAGCAGCGGGACCGCUACGCGCCGCCGUCGCCGGCCUCCUCGGCGCACAGCGACCGCGAGCGGGAGCGCGAGCGGGACCGCGACCGGUACCUGCCUCCGCCCGCGCCCGCGCCGCUCGCGCCCAUGGACCGCUACCUGCUGUCGCCGUCGCCCGUGCCGCCGCCCGGAUCGCAGCCCAUCGAGCGCUACGUGCCCCCACCGGCGCCCAGCGGCUCGGCGCCCACCGCCGACCGGUACGCGGGCGGCGACGUGUACAACCGCUUCCACCACCACUACCGGACGGGCAACGGCGGCGGCGCGACCACGGGCCACCACCAGCAGUACCAGCAGUACCACACGCUGCGCGCGCACCACGCCGGCCACCAGCAGCACCGCUACAACCACCACCAUGUGGUGACGCCGUCGCACGGGUCCCGGGGGCUGCACCACAUCCGCUGCUGCCAGACGGCGGCGACCGCAGGGGCGCAGGCCAACCCCGGCCCGGUGACCUUGGGCCCGUCCCAGCCCGCCGCGCCCUACAGCCUCCCAUCGCCGUCCGGGAGGCCGUCGUCGCACGGCACGCACGGGCUGUCUGCGCGCCUGCUGCCCACCCCGUCCUCGUCGUCGUCCUCCGCGUCGUCCACCACGUCCGCGAGCUGCGGCAGGCACUCGUCGACGCCGCCGCCGCUCGGCUCGCUGCCGCCGCUGGGCCGAUGCUCGUCCGAGGAGCUCGGCGACGGCUUUGGCACGGCGCGCUCGCGGCGCUGCGGGCCGCGGGGCUACAACGCGCAGCAAGGGUCGGCGCAGGCCGGGCCGCAGGCGGUGCAGGGCGUGCAGGCCGCCACCCAGACCGCCGUGCGCAGGGACAGCAGGGACUCCAGGGAUUCCAGGGAGUCGAUGCGAGACUCCAGGGACGCCGUGCGGGACGCUGUUCUGCGCGACGCCAGGGAGGCCGACCUUCACGCCGUUGCAUGGAGGGGAGUGACCGGCCAGAGUCAGCAGCAGCAGCAGCAGCAACAGCAGCAGCAACAGCAGCAACAACAACAGCAGCUGGGCCAGCAGUCUUCUCAGCAGCCCCUACCGGCCGCCUCACCGACGCCCUCCAUCAAUGUGUCCAGCGCGGACAGCCAGCACAGUGGGGCGCCGCUGCAGCGGCCGCAGGGCGCGCUGGACCGGGACAGCGGGGGCAGCGGCCACAGCGGCGGCAGCUCCACGGCCUCCACCACCACCGCCUCGCUCGAGCCGCCGGCCUCGCCGCCGCAGCUGCACCCCGGCGGCCACCCCCACCCCCACCACCUGUCGCCGCAGCUGUCUGCGCCCGCGGGUGUGGCCACGGCCAGGACGCAGGCUGGCGUGUCCUUCUCGGACGUGCGGCGGAUGUCGGCGAGCCAGAGCCUGGCGCCGGGCCACAGCCAGGGCGCGGGCAGCGCGGGGCCCUCGCGCCACCGUCUGCAGCGCCAGCAGUCCAAGUCCGAGAUCGUCCGCAACUACAUCAAGCGCGAGACGGCCGCCUUCUUCGGCGUGGACGCGGCCCAGGAGAGCGCCCAGCGCGCGCGGUGGGUGGACCGGCGGAAGCGGCUGGCGGCGCGGCGCUACGGCGACCUCAAGGACGAGUUCGCGCUCACGCCCUCGCUGCCCACCACGCCAGUCACGCCGUCCACGCCCUACAGCCAGUCGCGAUUCGCCCGGCCGGACGUGCUGCCGCUGUCCGGGCCGCAGGACGUGACGGACAACGCCCGCCUGGAGGAGCCACCCGUGCGCCGGAAAGAGUCCGUGGCCAGGAUGACCUUCAGCGGGGUGGCCUACGUCGUGUCGCGAUUGGCGAGGCAACGUGCCAGGGAGCCUGCUCUGGCCAGGACGCUGUCCCGGUCCAUCCAGCCCUCCACCGUGCCGCAGGUGAACCUGGACGACGGCAGGCUGCGAACGCCCUCGCCCACCGUCGGACUGCACUCGGUGCAGGAGCCGUUCUUCGACCAAGUGACCAAGGACUCGCGCGAGCUGCCGGCGGGCCUCGACGGCGCCGUGCCGGGUGCCGGUGAGCUGAGCCACCUGCUGGACCCGUCCGGGUCGGCGCCGACCUCUGCAGCUGCGGCGUCCGCGGCGCAGCGCGAGCACCUGCGCGACGCAGUCGAUGGCGGCCACGGCUACCACGGCAGCUACACUCCCGCCAGGGACCGGUGCUGGACGAGGACGGCCUCGCGACAGCCAGCCGACCUGCGGGGCGAGAGCUCCUGCAGGGAGGUGGGCUUGAGGCGGAUGCAGCCGCCGCUCGUGGACAGGGUCAAGGACAACUCUGACAGGAGGCAGUACGGCAUGGGCGUCGUCGGCCGGCUCUUCGGGCGGUCGGUGAAGCGGUCAGUGGCGCGGCAACCGAAAGUGAGGGAGCAGCUGGAGGACCUGGAGGAUCACCGGCCCUACUUCACGUACUGGGUCACCACCGUGCAAAUCCUCAUUCUUAUUAUUUCAAUUGCGUGUUACGGGUUUGGGACUAUCGGGAUUAACCUGACUCAGCGCUCCGGCUUGGUCCUAACAACUAGCCUCUCUCUGAAGCAAGUUGAUUAUUCAGAGCCAGCUAACUUCUGGAUUGGUCCUAGAGCAGCGGAUCUUAUACAUCUUGGAGCCAAAUUUGGACCCUGCAUGAGAAAAGAUGCAAAAAUUCUCAAGGAAAUAGAAGAAAGUAGAAUGAAGGAAAGAAAUACAGCAUGUUGCAUUAGAAAUGAUGAGUCUGGUUGUGUUCAGAGCUCUAGAAGUGAUUGCUCAGUCUUGCCACGUGGAACGAGAUCACCGUAUACAAUUGAAUUAUGGAAGAAGUGGAGCUCUGGAAAUCUGGGGCCAGGAGGCCGAAUAUCAGGUUCCGUGUGUGGUUUGGAUCCAAAAUAUUGUGAGGCCCCAGCCUCAAUAGCACCAUUUGAGUGGCCAGACGAUAUCACAAAGUGGCCAAUUUGUAGGAAGACAAAUUCUCGAGGUCCACCUCAAAGACGCUUUCAGUCUAAAGAUAAAGCUGCUGAGCAUAUGGUGUGUGAGGUCAUUGGUCAUCCAUGUUGCAUUGGAAUUCAUGGCUCAUGUGAGAUCACAACAAAAGAAUACUGUGAUUUUGUGAGGGGAUAUUUUCAUGAGGAAGCAUCCCUAUGCUCACAGGUUUCCUGCUUGGAUGAUGUAUGUGGUAUGAUGCCAUUUUAUACUCCAGAAGUUCCAGACCAAUUUUAUCGGCUUUGGACAUCAUUAUUUCUUCAUGCAGGGUUGUUCCAUCUGGUGAUAACCAUAGUAAUUCAGUAUUUUUUGAUGAGAGAUUUAGAGAAGCUCACAGGACCCUUCCGAAUUGGGUGCAUAUAUAUUGGUUCUGGUGUAGCCGGGAACCUUGCAAGUGCCAUAUUUGUUCCAUACCGAGCAGAGGUUGGUCCUGCUGGUUCACAAUUUGGACUGUUAGCCUGUCUCAUAGUGGAAGUACUGAAUGUGUGGCCCAUGUUAAAAAGGCCUUCACAUGCACUUUUUAAGUUAUUGGGUAUCACUUUGAUGCUGUUUGUGCUUGGUCUUCUCCCUUGGGUAGACAACUAUGCACAUGUAUUUGGAUUCAUAUUUGGAUUCUUACUAUCAUAUGCUCUCUUACCUUUUGUGUCAUUUGGGCCAUACGACAGGCAACGCAAAAUAGCUCUAAUCUGGGUGUGCCUACUGUCCUCUACAUUCCUAUUUGCUGCGCUGAUUGCGCUAUUUUACGUUAUUCCCGUUUAUGACUGCGAAAUUUGUACCUACUUUAACUGUCUCCCACUAACAAGAGACUUCUGUGCUGAACAGAACAUCAAUCUUAAACGAGAUGAUGGUUUAGUAUGACGAUUGUGUUUACGGUUGUACCGAACCGUACGCUCAUGUUUCCUUGCCCUCUCACCUGCCUCAACCUACUCUGAUGGACUUAUUACAGGAAGUAUUUUCAGAGUUUCACUUUUUAUAACUUAAUUUUAGAACAUAUCGCAUUUCUUUCAAUUCUGCUUUGUUGCUUUGCUUUACUAUGUUACUGUCGGACAAUACAAAGAUGUAUGUGAAACUGAGAUGUGUCAAAUUUUAAUCAGAAAUACGUUCUGUUUUUAAAAUGAAUUUUAAAAAGGUGCAAUACCGUGUUUUAUACUUAGAAUUUCAAAAUGUCUAUUACUGUCACAAAACUGCAUUUAUUUGAACUGUUGAACUAUUUCAAUCAUGGAAUGCAAAGUUUGACUGUGAAGUUUAUGGCACAAGUAUAUCUAUUUGCAAUAUUUUUUUCAACAUUUUAAUGAACUCUUUGUGAUUUUUUUUAUCCUUUUUCAUUUUCCAAUCAUGGUUAGCACUCUUUCCUUCAUUGUAACAUACAAAUGCUCAAGCCUUGUGCUAUUUUUUUUUGAGUUUUUACAGUCUGAUCAUGAACGGCAAAGUGCCUAGGUUCAAAGUGAAUGGAUUUCUCAUGUCUGAGUCAAUGAACUACCUAACUAAGUGAAGGCAAGUCAUGUCAGGAGUUCUGAGUUAACUAGUGGCUUUCAACUUUUAGUCAUUAUUAUUUUUAACUUAAUGUACUUAAUAUGAUUUAUUUUAUUUUUUUGCUCAUGAGGUACAUGUGCUAUGUACUUCUAGGAAACCAGUAUUGAUUUUUACUAGUUACCCAAUGUGGAUAUGUACAAAAGUUUGAGGGUAAGAAAAUAUUUAUCUUUAGUUCCUUGUUAUAAGUUGACAUUAAGUAAACCAAACAUUUCAUGUUCUUAUGGACUUCCUAGUCUCAAUAUAUCUCUCUCAACCUCAGCAGCGUGAUGAAACAACCUGUGUCAUUCAGUAUUCCUCAGUAUUGACAUCUUUCUAUAUUUAUCUUUGAUUAAUGAUAAUUGCUUUUCAUUUUAUCUGAUGUAAUUUUUUUUUUUUUUUUUGCCAGUGGAGGUAUGGGACUGAAAUUUUGGGUUCAGUCCCAGUUGUGAGGCCAUACAUGUUGUGCUCUUAAACCAAAGGGCCAGAUAGCUUAAGAGUCGGAACCAAAUGUCUUUUCCAGUCAGUGCCUUGAUUUUAUUUAUGACAAAUGCUGCAGCAAAAACCCCAGCUGAAUUUUGAUCACAGCAAGUAUCAUUCCUUUUCAGUAAGGGAGAGAAAGUUGUAUUAAAGUUCUUUGCAUGAUCCACUGAGUAUUAAAUCCUCUUGAAUCCUGAAAACAAAAUCACAAAUAUUAAUUAUGGAGUCCAUAAUAUCUCUUUCUGAGUGUUAUAGAAUUCAUGCUGUGUAUAAGUAUUAGAAUACAAAGUGAGUGAUAAACUCUUCCCUUUCCAAACUGCAAGUUGUAGGGAAGUGCUGUUCUGUAUGUGGCUCUGUUCACUGCAAUUAAAAAAUUUGUUCAUCAGCUGAAGAGAAAGUAACAUCAUCAUGGAAGUAUGGUGGAGCAAGAACAACCCACACACGUCAACACAUCAACAAGUUGUGGGGUUUAGUGUUCAGAAGAUAUGCAAACUACACUUCUUCUUUCGGUACAUGAAAGUGAACAAAGACUUUGCAGUGUCUACGCAAUUCAAUUUUUUUUACAUUUUAAGAAACACGUAACUAAGUAAGACCACCACAAAAGUGUCUAUACUGUUAGUAAGUAAGAAAAUAACAACAUUGCUCCUGCAAUGAUUUUAGCCAUCAUGUACAGUUUGUGAUAAAUAUUUAUUUCAUUAAACUUGUCUGUUUUUGAGUUGGAUUUAAAUUUAUUUACUUCUAUAAUGUCAGCAUGCCACAUACUAAAGGAUAAGCUUUCCAUACCCUUUCAAAAUUCAAUGUGAUAAUCUUUGUGGCAUUGCUUGCAAUUUGUGUGUGUAAAUUCAUGAAUGCCAGUUAUUGUAUUAUGUCUGCUUGAAUGAGGCAUAGGAAACGUCUUUUGAAAGUACAUUUUUCCUUUUGUUUUUCAUAUCAAGACUGCCCCCAGGUACUUGCAUUUCUUGUCUUCAUCUCUUUUAUUUCUGUGGACUUUACAAUUGUGCUAGACCACAUUGUGUUAUUCUGUCUUAGAAAAUGAUAAAACUGUAUGCUUGUGUGUUUUGUGUACCCAAUUAUGUACAUGUAAGUACGCAUGCUGCAUAUAAAGAAUGUAUAUAUGAUGUGGAUAUGCAAUGGAUGAAUAUUAAAUAUGAGACUGUUAAAAGCUA